UUAUACUCUUCGUGAUCCCCGACCUAACUCUCCGUCUUCCCUGACCUCACUUGAAAGCUCAAAAGCUAUCCUUUCAUCAUCUUCGGCGUUACGAAGAUCCACAUAAAGCUCCCUUAUUGACAUAUUCCUUAUACUAUGUAACAUCAUAAUGACAUAAAGCUCAAGUGUUUUCUCUUAUGUUUCUAUGUGUGUCUUUAUACUUGAUGCGAGAGGUGUUUUAGUACGGUUGUGGGUCUGAAAAAACUACACCAGCAGGAAGAGUACUUGGAUUUCCAGCGCAACAUUUUUUUCUUUUGUUUAACAUUUUCUGUGGGCAUCCUGAUUGUAACUUUCUACUUAAUUGGGUUUUUAUUUUCUUUUACAUAUAAGCACAACCAAUUAGAGGAUCGCUAGAGGCGAGGAGCUAGGUCCUAUCUCCGAAGUUUUUAUCGCCUUCCACCGCUUCUUCUCACAUCAUAGACCAUUAUUGUCAACGGUUCAAUGCCACGGCGGUGAAGAAGUUUAAUAGUUGGGAAGAUUGUUGUUGGGAAGACGGAUAUGGAUGAGUUCGGAAUGGGAAGCCCAGCUGAAGCUUUCUUCCUUUCAGAAGGAAGUUCAUCAGGAGGAUUGGCAGCAGUUGUUGCAGCAAUAUAAUACAUGGUGUCUCAUGGUAGUGUUACAGGUUUGGACUAAUGGCCUAUGGCCCUAUGCAUCUUCAUUGGAUGUGAUUGGUUUCUUUGACUCUACAUUUUCUGAUGCUGGGAUGCUUCUUCAUGCUCUCUUCGGGUUUGAUAGGGUUGAAUCCACGAGUAGCAAACAGUCCCAGUUUCUCUCUAUUAAUUCUUUUGAAUCCAAACCGGUUUGAAGGGAAUGAAAGUUGGUGUUGAUUCUGGAAUGAGAUCUGCAACUUAGAAGCAUUGGGUUGUGUAUUGAUUCACUGACAGCGGUCAUCCAUUCUCUCUUGGACUACCAGCCUACUAUGUGGUGCAUGAUGAGUAUAUCAAUGUGGACAGUGUUUUGGUGCAGAUGGAAAGAUUAUUAGUGAGAACCUUCGGACUGGUGUCAUAAUAUUCCCGUUUGUUUCUUCUUGCAACACUCUUAUUAUUAUGCGUGCGAUCGGUUCACGAUCCCCAAGGAUGUUGCAGCCUGUAUGUCUUCCCUCGAGAAUCUUAUUAAGGCAAUCAUUACUUUCUGUUAGGAAAAAGUUUUGUAAAGAACAUGAACACACGUUGAGCUGGUUACUGUUAUUAUCCAAGCUAAGAUUAUUGAGAAUAACAAAUGUCAUGUAAGUCGC
Eruca vesicaria subsp. sativa (arugula) is the source of this 1273-nucleotide messenger RNA. NCBI's taxonomy places the organism in Eukaryota, Viridiplantae, Streptophyta, Magnoliopsida, Brassicales, Brassicaceae. The record is from the annotation of a GenBank genome assembly.